UGGUAGUGAGGAAGAGAAGGAAGGAAGAGAAAGGAACGUAGAGCUAAAGAGCACAAAGAGACAGAGAAGGGAAGCAUCAAUGAAACAUACAUAUUCUGUCCUAUACAGCUAGCAGCCAGCCAGCCUCUACCCUCCCACUCCUUUCUCUCCCUUUGUCUUUUCUCAUCCCUCCUCUCACUGAAUAUAUGCAAGUAGACAAGGCGGGCUUCCUCUCUCUCAUGCUGUUCUCUUCUGCAGACAGGAACAUUAUCCCUCUGUCUCUGGAUGAGGGAACUGCAUACUGAAAGUGCUUGCAACCAACUGCUGGGACCCGAAUGAAGUGCAGCCUUUCUCCUGAAAAAUCGUCCUAUUUUUGUGGGACAUUUGCUGCAGACUAACCAAUCAGCAUCUCCGCAUCUUUAUUUGUAAUGCUGCCUGAAGAGUAACUUGGACAUAUUUAGCUUCCUUUCAUUCUUCUUCUUUAUUUUUUCCUGUGUUGCCCUUGUUGACCAGCAUGAUUUUCACCACAGCUGCUGUCCUUGGUGCCACGCUGGGCACUGCGUCAGGCAUCCUCACUCUCUGUGGGCUCUCACUGAUCUGCAGGUCCUGUAAGAAAGGCAAGCUGGAAAGUGGUGAAGAUGCAGACCCAGAGAAGGCUAAACCCAGUGUUCUGCACUCCUCAGAGCAGUUCAGUGUGGAAAAAUCCACAGAGCCCAUCCAACCAAGGACAUUGUUGAAAUUUCCCAAAAUAUACAAGCCCAAACCGUCUGUGACCUCAUCUGAGGUCAUCAGCUACCCUGAUCAUGCUUCAGAGAAGGGGGGCGAACACUCUCCCGAGGGACCCUCAACUGAGCCUGAUGCUGGUAACCAAGCAACGGACAGCUCUGACACGUUCACGAUCCUCAGACAAGACUCAAAGGACGAAAACCCCUGUGCCAGGGAUCUUACCAAUGGGAUGACAACAAGCAGCUCCAUCUUCCACCCUAAGCUGCAUUUCUCUCUCACCUAUUAUACUGACCAGAACGAGCUACAUAUCACCGUGAUAGAAGCGGAGCAUUUGUGUGUGGGGUCGGGCUGUGAGGGCUAUGUGGCCGGAGUCCUGACCUUUGCAGCAGGACAGAGGGAGGCCCAGACCUCGUCGCGACGCCUGACCAACCACACCCGCUGGGAGGAAGGUUUGGUGUUCUCCCUGCCAGGAGGGUAUGAGGUGGAGGGCGAAGUUGCUCUCUCCCUGCACUGUUGUGACCGCUUCUCCCAGAACACCAACCUCGGCGUUAUGAGGUUCAAGCUGGUUGAUGUGGGCAUGAUGUCCAACGCAGACUGCUGGGUCGACCUUCAACUACCAAAACAGCAGGAUGUCCAGUCUGCUGGAGAGCUCCUGCUGUCUAUAAGUUACCUGCCUGCAGCCAACCGGCUGGGAGUAGUGGUGAUGAAGGCUAGAGGACUACAGUCGGACAAGCUGAAGGACUCCAUAGACCUGUCUGUGAAACUGGCCCUGAAGCACCAGACUACCAAGCUGAAGAAGAAGCAGACGCGACGGGUCAAGCACAAGAUGAACCCAGUGUGGAAUGAGAUGAUGAUGCUGGAGGUUCCCCGCGAGCUGCUAUCUAAAUCCAGUCUGGACUUGGAGGUGUUGAAUCAGGCAGGUCCUGGUGAGCAGGAGUCCCUGGGCCGCUGUCAGCUGGGUUUACAUGCCUCUAACACUGGCCUCCAACAUUGGCAGCAGAUGCUAGACAACCCCCGUAAGCAGAUCGCCAUGUGGCACCCACUGUAUGACUAAGAUAACCACCUGUCCGCUUUGCCAUUCCAAAUACCCAAAUAGUAUACCACACAUAAAAAUGUAACCAUACAAGGCUGGACUGAGUAAUUCCGGAUCCUGCCUUCCUGGAUCAGGAUUUAAGAACCUAAAUCUAUGUAUCCACUUAUAUGGAAAUGGGAAUAUAUAUAUAUAUAUAUAUAUAUAUAUAUAUAUAUAUAUAUGGAAAUUAUCCCAUUGCCUGCCAUUAUUUAUCCCACAGCAUCCUAUAACAUGUCAACAAUAGCAUACACCGAACUGACAUAUCACUGGAUAUCACAGAAAUUCCCAAGAUUUCCAUCUAUGAACACAUUUGAUAUAUUCACCGAAACUCAUCAAUGCAAUGUAAUACUUGUAGUACCGAUACUUAACCACCUCUAUGAUCUGUUUUUAUAGCUGAACAGAAUAAACAUGAUAAGUAA
This is a messenger RNA of Oncorhynchus gorbuscha (pink salmon), 2196 nucleotides long. It is a transcript of the gene syt13, whose product is annotated as synaptotagmin XIII. Gene Ontology annotation, molecular function: clathrin binding; phosphatidylserine binding; calcium-dependent phospholipid binding. NCBI's taxonomy places the organism in Eukaryota, Metazoa, Chordata, Actinopteri, Salmoniformes, Salmonidae. The record is from RefSeq and is a predicted model, not a curated record. The transcript has 6 exons. Gene Ontology annotation, biological process: calcium-ion regulated exocytosis; cellular response to calcium ion; regulation of calcium ion-dependent exocytosis. Bases 494 to 1759 code for a protein of 421 amino acids.